Molecule: messenger RNA, 2162 nt
Organism: Durio zibethinus
Lineage: Eukaryota; Viridiplantae; Streptophyta; Magnoliopsida; Malvales; Malvaceae
Source: RefSeq, a predicted model, not a curated record
CAAAGAUCUUUCCUUUUGGGAAUUGAGAAACUUCGAGGUUCCUUCCAUAAAGGUGCCAUUUCAUUCAACAUUUUUAAAACAAUAUCACUCUCUUAAACUCUGCCGUCAGGCUUAAUCAUUAUCAAAAACAGCUUUCGCCACCUCUCCCCUCAAUUUCCAAUUUGCAAAUUUUUCAAUCUUGUCCCUAAAUUCCCAGAACCAAUUUUCUCAAUCUCCAAAUUUCAAGUUUCUCAAAUUUUUUUUUUCGAUUUCAUCCAUCGGCAUAUCUGCCUCUUGAUCAAAUAUCCUAAUUCUUUACUGUUUUCGAGGCUUCUCUCAAAUUAGGGUUCUUAAGUUUUGAUCCAAAUUAACGACAAUUCGAUCAAUAAAACCCUAAUUCGUAUCCUAGCAAUUUUCGAUUCCAAUCAAAAUAGGAAAUUCCCAAUUCUUCAGUUUCUAAAUAAACUUACCUUCAAAAAUCUCGCUUCCCCUUCGCAAAAACCCCUCCUAGUUUCGAUUCCCAAUUAACCCAAAAGAACUGUAAAAUUUCACCGAUUUCUCAUUUCAAUUUCCUUUUCUACCAAAAUAACAAUACCCAGAUCUUCAAAAUCCCAAAUUUACCCUUCCAUAGUUGAUGGGCACAAUUAGCUUCCACAGACAACUCCCAAAACCCUCAACUUCUUUUCCUUGUUCAUCUUCUUCAACCUCUUCGACAUCUCGAACCGAGACGGUGAAUGGGUCUCACCAGUUCAAGAUCAGCGGUUACUCCCUUGCAAAGGGCAUGGGGGUGGGCAAAUACAUAGCUUCAGAGACUUUUAUGGUGGGUGGCUAUGAAUGGGCCAUUUAUUUUUACCCGGAUGGCAAGAGUGCUGAGGAUAAUGCUUCUUACGUUUCGCUUUUUAUUGCUCUGGCAAGUGAAGGAACGGACGUAAGGGCCCUUUUUGAGUUGACCCUUUUGGACCAGAGUGGGAAAGGUCGUCACAAAAUGCAUAGCCAUUUCGGGAGGGUGCUUGAGAGCGGGCCUUACGCACUUAAGUAUCGUGGGAGCAUGUGGGGUUAUAAACGCUUUUUCAAAAGAACUCUUCUGGAGACAUCAGACUACCUUAAAGAUGAUUGCCUCUCAAUUCGCUGUUGUGUUGGUGUAGUUAAGUCACAUACAGAGGGACCUAAAAUUUAUUCCAUUGUGGUACCACCUUCUGAUCUUGGUCAGCAUUUUGGGAGGCUAUUAGAAAGUGGAAAGGGAGCUGAUGUGAAGUUUGAAGUUGAUGGGGAAAUAUUUGAUGCUCACAAGUUGGUUCUGGCAGCUCGUUCACCUGUAUUCAGGGCACAAUUUUUUGGUCCAUUGAAGGAUAGAAACAGCCAGUGCAUUAGAGUAGAAGAUAUGGAAGCCCCUGUUUUUAAGGUUCCCUUCUCUACAGGAGCAUACAUUGGGAUUCUUCUCCUAAGGUGCUGCUCCUGUACACAGUUCUUCCUAACCUCAGCUAAGACAUUACUACAUUUUAUUUACUGGGAUGCCCUACCAGACAUGGAAGAACUUGUGGGUUCAGCCUCUAAAUGGGCUUCUACACUUGUGGCUCAGCAUCUGCUUGCUGCUGCUGACCGUUAUGCACUUGAGAGAUUGAGAUUGCUCUGCGAGGCUAAACUUUGUGAGGGUGUUGCAAUAAACACAGUAGCAACUACAUUAGCCUUGGCAGAACAACACAACUGUUUGCAUUUGAAAGCUGUAUGUCUAAAAUUUGUUGCAUCACCGGAAAAUUUGAAAGCUGUGAUGCAAACAGAUGGAUUUGAGUAUGUGAAGGAAUGCUGUCCGAGUGUUCUUACUCAACUGCUACAAUAUGUCGCGAAACUAGGGGAGCAUUCUGUUAUUGCUUGUGGAUAUCAUAAAGAAACAUGGUUAGAUGGCAGUGAUGUUAAUGGCCGGCGGGUGAAACCAAGACUACAGUGAUUUAGGGAAUAACAUAUAGCCCAGCCUCUGCUCAGUAUGAAAACUAAUAGAAGUAAAGCUAGAAUAUAGCGUUAGGCGUUUUUGGGGUUUUUCUAACAUUGAUGAAUUACAUGAAAAAUUUAUGUUCAAUGGCUCUGUGUUUUUUUGAGUUUGUACAGGCCUAGAUGUGGUCACAAUUCAUGCUUUUAUGCAGAUUCAGAUCUUUGUGGAGUAAGCCUAUGGUAUAUAACUCUUUGUC